AUGUUGCUGGCUUUCGUUAAGGCAUUCUCCAUUCUCAUCAUUUCUUUUCUCUAUUGGUACCUCCAUGUCCCCUGGAAUUUCCCUAAGCUCCCACGUAUACCCUUCUACGUUUCUAUCCUUGGACUAUGGAGUGACAUGGGCCAAGAUGAAAUCUACGAGCGAUGGUUGAGGAAACCACUCGAGAAGCACGGUGCAGUCAUUAUCUGGUUUGGAGGAAGAUGGAGUAUUCUCGCAAUCCGCUCUGAUCUACUUACUGAUAUGUUCCGCAAUGACGAUGUGUACACCAAGGCGGGGAGUCAGCUCAGAACUCCCUGGAGUGUGAUUGCAACUUUGGUGGGAGAUAACAUCAUCACUGCACAUGGAGAUACAUGGAGGCUAUAUACCUCGAUCAUGAAGCCCGGGAUGCAAAAGAAAACAUUUGAUACCCAGCCAACAUUGAAUAAAUCACGAAGAUUUGUGGAUAAGCUGUUGGAGCAGCAGAAGGAUGCUGGAAAUGGGACUAGUAUAUUGGUUAAUUCGUACGUGCAAAGGUACUGUGUGGAUGUUAUGGGGGAGAACUUUCUGGAUCUGGACUUUCAGUCAUUGGAAAAGCCAGAAGGUUCGGUACUUUUGGAAGCUAUCCAGUCCACCAUCAAACGAACCAUAUUCAGACCAUUAUUCUUCAACUUCCCACACCUGGACAUGUUCCCCUGGCUCUUUAGCUCGCGAAAGGAAGCGUAUCGCAUCAUGCACGAGUUUGAUGAUACCCUCUAUCAUACAGUCCGGGAUAAUCUUGACAGGCGACGAGAAAGGGGGCAAAAUACCGUCGACAUGGUGGCUCACAUGCUAGAAGAAGCGUACAAUGAUGGCAGAAUCACAGAGAAGCAGUUCCGGGAUAAUCUCAAGAUUACAUUCCUAACCGCCCACGAGAACGCCCAGCAGCUGAUGAACUCGACAUUCUGGGUGUUAGGGAAGGAGAAAACCAUCCAAGAUCGACUCCGCGCCGAAAUCCUUCAAACCAACACCACCAUCCCAACAGCGGACAUCGUCAACCGUCUCCCUUUUCUAACAUCCACCCUCUUUGAGCUCCUCCGCCUCUACCCGCCCGUCUCCCAGCUCAUAAAUCGAGUAACUCUCCGUCCCGCCGUUCUGGGCGGUGAAAUUCCCAUUCCAGCACGCACCUUCGUGGGCUGGAACGCCCGCGGCGUACACAUCAACCCAGCAAACUGGGGAGAAGACGCAGGCGAGUUUCGUCCCCAACGCUGGGGAAAGACCGUCGAGGAGAUGCAUGCGAAAUUCAGACGGGAGACAGUGCGGGGGACAUAUAUCCCGUUUAAUGCGCAUACGAGAAAGUGUCUCGGGCAAGGUUUUGUGCUGUUGCAGAUGAAGAUUCUGCUGUUUGAGUUGCUGAGACGGGUGGAAUGGACGGUUGACCCGUCUUAUAAGCUGAAGCUGACUUCUGUAAGUUCGGUUUUCUUUCGUAUAUGA
Messenger RNA from Aspergillus wentii DTO 134E9, 1467 nucleotides. RefSeq names its product cytochrome P450 monooxygenase xanG (gene xanG). Lineage: Eukaryota; Fungi; Ascomycota; Eurotiomycetes; Eurotiales; Aspergillaceae. Gene Ontology annotation, molecular function: oxidoreductase activity, acting on paired donors, with incorporation or reduction of molecular oxygen; iron ion binding; monooxygenase activity. The record is from RefSeq and is a predicted model, not a curated record. The transcript is spliced from 3 exons. The coding region runs from base 1 to 1467 and encodes 488 amino acids.